This is a messenger RNA of Cylindrotheca closterium, 2049 nucleotides long. The record is from the annotation of a GenBank genome assembly. Lineage: Eukaryota; Bacillariophyta; Bacillariophyceae; Bacillariales; Bacillariaceae.
AUGAAGUCAGCGAUAGUCUUUCCUCUUUUGUCCAUCUUGGUGGAAUACGCUUCCUCAUAUGCCCCUGUUAGAAAUCAACAUGGUCAUGAAAGCAAUGGUGCGUUGAUCACAGAUCCAUAUGACUAUUUUGCAACACCUCCGGAAACUGCUACCGCAAAAUGUGCUCUCAUCAACACGGUGAUGGACGAGUCUGGUUCCAUGCAGACGGAGCAGGCAUUCUUGCAAGCUACUGCUUUUCCAGGCAUGACCCAGGACCUAUACAGCGACAAGUAUGGAUAUGACUAUGUGUUCCUCUGCUCCCACGGAUUCGGGCGCAGAUUUGGGAUUGAUCCAUCCUGGUAUCGUUACCUUGGAUGCUCCUUGUUUAAUAAAGAAACGGGCCAACUACAGAAUUCGCUCAUCGACAACUGGUAUGCUGUGGGUAAACGUGAAGAUGGAUGGGCAGCCAUUCAAAAGGGUAUUGUGAAUGUGACUGCAACGAUCGAUGGAAUUGACUUGCUGGAAACUUGCAAAACGAUGGACAAGAACAUGAUCUUGGUUUCUGAUGAGGAUCGUGACGCUGAAGAUCCAACAGUCACUCUAGAAGCAACGAGAGCGAUGCUAGACCAAUACGGCUACGUCCUGAACGUUGUCGUGCCUAUCAGUAUUCUUGGUGACUUGAACAACUUGGGGAUGAGAAUCUCGAACGGUGGUGCGACCUCCACAAUUUUUGCUGCCGAUGGCGCUGGAGGUUGGAGAGCGGGAGUUUUGGACAAACCACUAAACGAAAUUGCAAAGAGUACAGGUGGUAUGUGGGCUUUUGAGCAUUAUCAUCCACUUGUAAUUGAUACGCCUGGUGCUAUUUGGGCAGUCGAAAGUGUUCGACGUGGCGUAAGAGAGUUUGAUGAGACUCUUGGCUAUUCCUUCGCAAGUGCCUUCAUUUACCUGAAAGUGCAUGAAAUCGCUUGCUCGAGCUCCACUGGUGCAAACCUCACUGCAUGUGAGACGCCUUGCCUCGGUGCAGACAAAGAAGGCCCAAGCUGCGCCAUUACGGAGUAUCUGGAUUUUUCGAACGCACCAAGCAUGGUUCCUUCAUCUGCACCAAGCAUGAGUCUUGUUCCUUCAUCCUCGCCAACCACAUCUCCGCCUUCAACUUCGCCUACGCCUGCUCUUUCAUCCUCGCCUUCACCUCCACCAACGUCUGCCCCUUCUUCUUCGCCUUCCAAGAGCCCUGUCGCUGUUCCUAACAUUCCUGACAUUCCUGACACUGAGGUUUCGGACACCACCACUUCAGGCAGCAAGGGCGACCCCCAUUUCACAACAUGGCAGGGAGAGCACUUCGAGUUUCACGGACAGUGUGAUUUGACCUUGGCCAAAGAUGCUGGCUUUGCCAAUGGAAUUGGAUUGAACGUUCAAAUCCGGACCAAACUGGUUCGGUACUGGAGUUACAUCAAGAGUGCCGCCAUUCUUAUUGGCGGCGACAUUCUCGAAGUUCAAGGUUCCGGCGACAUGGAUCGAGAAGUGUCGAACUACUGGAUCAACUUUGAAUUCCAAGGAAAGUCCACCAACAUCGGAGGAUUCCCAUUGGCCUUGUUCGAUGACCAUGUCCCAGGCCAUCCCAAACGCAGAUUUGAGAUCGACUUGAGCUCGAAGUAUCCUGGCCAAAAGAUUGUAAUUUCCACCUUUAAGGAAUUCGUCAAGGUUGACUUUGUCAAUCCUUCCACCAAUUCCUUUGGAAAUACGGUUGGUAUGCUCGGUAACUUCCAGAGCGGCCAGACCCUAUCCCGGGACCAAGCCACUGUGAUGCAUGAUUUCAGCGACUAUGGUACCGAGUGGCAGGUCCUUCCAGCCGAUGACAUGUUGUUCCAUGACCAAUCGCAUCCUCAAUUCCCAGAACCUUGCGUUCUUCCAGAGGAUCCCCGAGGACAACGUCGUCGUCUUGAUGAAAAGAGCCUCACUGUUGAGCAAGCCGAAGCUGCUUGCAGUAGCUUGAGCAAUCCAUUGGAUGUCAAAGACUGCGUCUACGAUGUUUUGGCCACCCAAGAUUUGGACAUGGUCGGCGCCUUUUAA